This is a messenger RNA of Cotesia glomerata, 1803 nucleotides long. Its product is annotated as esterase FE4-like. The record is from RefSeq and is a predicted model, not a curated record. The transcript is spliced from 7 exons. Bases 60 to 1766 code for a protein of 568 amino acids. Lineage: Eukaryota; Metazoa; Arthropoda; Insecta; Hymenoptera; Braconidae.
CGAUUACGAAUAGUGUGUCGUAGGUCUCAGGAAACUGCGAAAAAAUUUAUCGAGACCGCAUGUUGACGAUACAACCAACGAUGGGGUGGAAAUUGAGAUAUUUAUACAACUUGAUAUUAUUUAGUUUCGUUGUAAAAAUCAUAGAAAGUGCCAACUUGCCUGUUGAUUCAGUGGAUAGACCGAUUGUACAGGUUCAACAAGGCCAAUUGCAAGGUAUUCAAGAGAAGAAUAUCAAUGGCAAUAACUUUUAUGUAUUCCGUGGUAUUCCAUACGCGAAACCACCCCUCGGGGCGUUGAGAUUCAAAGACUCAGAACCAGCAGAGCCAUGGACUGGUGUCAGAGAUGCCAAAAAGUUUGGUAAUGUGUGUGCGCAACAAGACCUUCUCUCGCGACAGUUAAUGGGAAAGGAAGAUUGUCUAUUUCUUAACGUCUACACAACAAAUUUAAAGCCCAAGGAACCAAUGGCUGUACUUGUUUGGAUCCAUGGAGGUGCUUAUUUCUUCGGUUCAGGAAACGAUGAAAUUUAUAGUCCGGACUAUCUUGUUGAAAAAGAUGUCAUUGUAGUUACCAUAAAUUACCGACUUGGAAUUAUAGGUUUUCUGAACUUGGACGUUGAAGAAGCACCAGGUAAUCAAGGAUUGAAGGAUCAAGUAAUGGCAUUGAAAUGGGUGCAACAAAAUAUUGCACAAUUUGGUGGUGAUCCAAAUAGAGUUACAAUUUUUGGCGAAAGCGCUGGUUCAGCUUCUGUUCAUUACUUAACAAUUUCUCCAUUAGCUCAAGGAUUGUUUCAGCGAGCUAUUUUACAAUCUGGAGUAGCAACAGCUCCAUGGGCAAAAGUAUUGUCGCCUUCUAUGAAAGAAGACGCAGAAAAAGUAGCCGAAAGACUUGGAAACAAAACUACUGAUACUAAACAACUCAUUGAGUAUUUACAGAGUGCUGAUGCAUACAGUAUAAUUGAAGCUGAAAAACCUCUGAGGACUUGGUCGAAUUAUUGGGAGUUUAUAAAUCCGUUCACUCCAUCAGUAGACUCCAAAUCAAAAACUCCAUUUUUAAGUAUUCCGGUAGACGAAGCAAUUAAGUCUGGUAUCAAAGUGCCCCAUAUCAUCGGUUACAACAACGAUGAAGCAAUUAUUUUCGUUACAGCUAUUGAAGAUGAUCAAUUCGCUCAAAUAGAUUCUGAUCACGAAAAAUAUUUGAUACAUGAACACACAAAGCGAUUUCUCCAUAACCAAAACAUAUCCGUGAGUGACAUUAAAAACUUCUUCAUGGAGGAUAAGAAAGUCUCACUGGAAAAUGUUAAAGAGUACGUAAAUUUACUAAGUGCAGCAUAUUUUGUAAUGGAUAUCCAAGAGGCAAUUAAAAUUCAAACUUCAAUUCCUGACGUACCAUCUUAUCUUUAUAAAUUCGAUUAUUACGCAAAAGAUACUUCGCUAGUACAAAUAAUUUUUGCAUCUAGCAUACCAGGUACAAGUCACGCUGAAGAAUUGUUCUCCAUUUUUUAUCCUAAAAUGUUAAGGUUCCUAGAAUUGAGACCGCCGGCUCCUAAUUCGACUCUACAUUUGAUCCAACGAAGAUUUGUUGAUUUAUGGACUAAUUUCGCUAAGACUGGAAAUCCAAAUUCAGAACGAUCAGACGUAUUGUCAGUUGAAUGGAUACCAGUUGAUGAUCCUAAAGAAUACAAUUGUUUAAAAAUAUUUGAAGAUCUUAGUAUGAUUAAAGAGACCAAUAUUUUACAUACAAUACAACAAAAAAAGAGCCAAAAUUAGUACUUUUAGUACUGUAAGAAACAAAAAUACGCUUAUU